This is a messenger RNA of Cladophialophora yegresii CBS 114405, 2520 nucleotides long. RefSeq lists its product as uncharacterized. The record is from RefSeq and is a predicted model, not a curated record. The coding region runs from base 1 to 2520 and encodes 839 amino acids. The transcript has a single exon. Lineage: Eukaryota; Fungi; Ascomycota; Eurotiomycetes; Chaetothyriales; Herpotrichiellaceae. Gene Ontology annotation, cellular component: transcription factor TFIID complex. Gene Ontology annotation, molecular function: RNA polymerase II general transcription initiation factor activity. Gene Ontology annotation, biological process: RNA polymerase II preinitiation complex assembly; transcription initiation at RNA polymerase II promoter.
AUGCCUCGAUCGACGAUACCCUUGAAUCAGGUGCAGACGCUGGUGCCUGGGGAGAAGUGGUCGUUUACAGUGAAUCGCAAGAAGUACGAGUUUUGUCCUGUGCCGGCGACGGCGUGCACAUCCUUUCUGACACUCAAACUGCGUCCUGAGAGAUUGCUUCGGUGGCCGGCAACGUCUAGGGCAACAAUCCCAUACCCCAAAACGACCACAGAGGAAGAACCUAAGACCGAUUCAGACCGACAAGAUGUUGUGGAGGAAGAUCCAAUUGCUAAGAGAUACAUUCCUGAUGGCGCCGACGACGCGGUGCCAGCCGACGAAUCGGUGCCACAGCCGGACCAUCAAGCGGCUGUUGCGCCUGGACUGCGGCUCGCAGCGGUUAUCGACAGCUUGACGCGGCGUCUGGCGUCUGACGUGGCUGAGACGCCCAAUGAAGAUGACGCUCCCCAACAGACGCCCAGAACUGGCAGGAAUGAAGUCGCGGGGAAGCCUAAACGAACUCCGGCAGCAGCGGCCACCCCCAAAUCUCGCCGCCUACACACUCCGACGCAUCGUCAACAGCGCGAAGCAAAGUCUAUCCUCAAGCCUGACCCAUCUGCUGGCAUCAGGAAGUCGACAACCGCUAAAGGCAGGCGCAAAUCCGUCGCCGUCGACCCCGAAGUGCAUGUCCACUUCAUCAACAAUACUCCUCGUGGCUCACACAACUCCAACGGAGAGAAUGAGUCCCCAGUAGCCUCCUCUGACAAAGACUCUGCGCUCGGCUCUGACGACGACGGAGACGAGGAAAUGUCUGACGCCUCUGCUUCUGCUGCAAAGGAGAAACGCCCCAACCUCAAACUCAGCUUCUCCCGCAAACCCUCGGCCCAAGCAGGGGGGAUACAACCUGCACCCGUACAGACUCCUGCGCCUCAGAGCGCUACCGCCAGGACACCUAGCAUCAAGCUCAAACUUCCAGGCAAAACUACUCCACUUGUGCCAGACGAUGGCGCCAAGUCAAAGAAGAACAAGAAGAAGAAGAACGAGGCGGAAACUCCUGGAGUCGCUCCCGGGUCGAACAAGAAGCGAAAGCGCGAAUCCAUAAAAGAGGAAGACGAUGACGAAGGCGCUCGACCUGCUCCAGCACAACCGAGCAAACCUCCCACGAUCCGGACGCUCAAGUUCAAGACGCCGUCUCAGACGGCGCAGACACCGGCACCCAAGGCAACGGGCCCCGCAAACCUGCUUUUCAAGGUCAAGGGCAAAAUCCCCAAGCGGACGCCCGGCGUGGGCUACGACUCGGAACUCGAGAGCGAGUAUGAGAAUGACAAGAAUCAGAUGGCGGUCGGUCGAGAAAAGGAUCCGGUCAUACACGAAGGCUUCAUCCUGCGCAUGCAGCCCGGCGAGGAUUGCGACUACCUACGCAAGUCGAUCGAGGACGGCAAGGCAGGCGAGAUUCUCUCCAAAGGAGGCGCGGCGAUCAACUUGAGGAUGCUGGAUACGCUGGGCAGGAGAGGUAUCUUGCAGAUCAAGGACCACAAGUACGCCACGUCCCUGGUGGAUCUGCCGUGCAUCCUUGAGGGCAUGAAGUCUUGGGACAAAAAGGGAUGGAUCAAGAGCAUCGACAUCUGCCAGAUACUGCUGGUGCUGGGCCGAUGCAAGGACGAACAAGAAGCAAGGAACUACCCUUUGCCCGAGGACGUCGACCCCAAGACGUACCAAUACGCCCACGGCAUCACCGCCCCGAUGAAGUGGGUCCGCAAGCGGCGUUUUGCACGGACCAAAAGAGCGCGCGUGGACGAUAUCGAGGCCGUCGAACGAAGAGUCCAUGCCCUCCUCGAGGCCGACAAGGCGGCAGUCAAUACGAAGUACCAGCUUCUAGACCACGACCCGCGCCUCGACGAGCACGGAUACAGCACCGACAUGGAGGAGGCGGAAGAUGAAGAGGACGAGGACGCCGAAGCCGAACCGGACAACUACUUCGGCUUUCACCCCGGAGCGUAUAACGUGUCAACACCCAUGGUCACAGAGACACCCGUGCAAGAAGAGGUGAUCGACCAAGAAGACUUCGCCGCGCUGGAGCGCAUGUUCUACGACGAGGAUAAGGGCCCGUCGGUAGCAGAACCAGUACCAUCCGCGCAAGCACAAGCUCCAACAAACACAUCAACAUUAUACCCUCCAGGAGAAGCUGCAGGAGAUUCGUCCUUUGCCGUCACCAGCACGAGCGCCACCGCCACCCCGUCCGCAGCCACGGCCGAGCACACGCCCGCGGGCGAAGCGUCGUCGGACGAAGACGAGGAUGAUGUGGGCGAAGAGGACGAAGAAGACCGCGACGACGCCGAAAAGGAAGGCGACGAGAGCAAGCGCCAGGCUCUCGAGCGGAUCGAGGACAUGACCAACAAGAUUGCCGAGCAGAGAGAAUUGCUCAAGAAGACGACCAACGCGAUUCUGAAGAAGAAGCUCGCGCGCAGGAUCCAGGACCUGGAGGACGACGUCGCCAUGAUGCGGAAGAAUGCCGGCUUGGGUGGGAAUGAAGACGAUGAGUGA